AGUGCACUUUAGACCGCGGAGCGGGAAACAACCAACAUUUGGCAUUGCGGUGUAGUUCGCAAAAAAAAAAUAGUUUUCUCGCCAUACUUUUGUGCUAUAUACAAGAAGUGAGAGAAAAGUAAUUUAACAAUAAAAAAAAAACAUCUAACAACAUUACAAGACCAAAUUUCGUACGGAGAAUUUCAAGGCUGACAUUAUAAAGAUUUUUCGUAAUUCCUCGAACACAGCCAAUGAUUUCAAUCAGUUUUAAAUUGAGCGUUAUUUAAAGAAAUUCCAUGCAAUAAUGGGAUUGAGUAUAUUGAAUUAUGAACGCUCAGUGCAAUAAAUGGUGAUUUUCGUGUGUUGUUCUUGUAAAAGGUACAACAAGUGGGCGUUUAAUCAAUCCUAUAUAAUAAUUAACAUAUAUAUGUAUAUCAAGAAAAUCUCACAGAAGAAAGUGAUUGAGCGUUCAGUGACAUGUCAAAUAACUCAUAGAUUGCAACAACAAUGAUUUUUUGCUUGGAUAUGGUACUAAAGAGAAAAAAUGGAUUGUUCGUCAUCAAUUUUGGAUGCCUAAAUGUCAACAAGUAUGACAUUCCAUCACAACAAUAAGCCACAAAUCAUUACUUUGGGAUAUGCCUGAGAAUUAAAUUGGCACAUCAGCGAAAAAAAAUUCUUGAGCAACAAUAUCAAAGCGAAGGAUAGCCAUGGUCCAUGUGCCAAGUUUCAUUUUUAUCCUCUUGAUUUUGAUCAAUGAUUCAUGUGGUCAUCCGGCUGCUCAUGGGGACCUAAUAACCGGCCAAGAUUUUCUAUCAUUAUUCACUGAUAGUAAAAAUAUUCGCCCAUAUGCAGAAGACACAGAUAAAGUGGAUUAUAUUAAGAAUUUGGAAGAGGAUGAUACAAUUUUGCCAAUUGAGAAAUUAUUCCUGUCCAAUGAUGAGAUGGUUGCCGAAAGUUCUAAUCACUUUUCAUUCGAUCGACGCACAAAUCGAAAAUUGGAUACAUUCACAGCAACAGCUACGCUAAAGCCCCCCACACCUGUGAUGACUGAUGUAAAUAAUUCACAAUUGCAGCUUGUCAAGACUGGAAGUAAAAUCAUUUUCAUCGAACAACCCCAAGAGGAAAACAAGGAUGCAGUGAUUUCUUCAACAACAUUAAAGGAUGAAACAACAACAGAGCAAAAUCCAAAUAGUGAUAAAAAUGUGCGGGUAAUUGCUGUAAGUGUAUCAUCAUCUGUGGCACAGCGAUCGUCCACACUGCAAAGGGACUUUCCUGUUGAUGCUACACCAUCGCGAAGAUCGGGUAAUGAUUUUUCAAUUGAGGAAGAUGAACCACUGACAAAGCUCAAUAAAGAAAUAUCCGAUUCAGCCAGAGAAGAGUCAAUGAACGUGCACAGUUUCGUUGCACCACCUGAUUCAGAUGUUGUUUCGCAACUUCCAGUGGCUCAACCGCCAUCUCAGCAGGUGAGGUCAAGAAUGCAGCGCAAACAAGAUGACGUGGUUCCUUACCAAACAUUGCUUUAUCGCAAUAACGAGGAGAAGAAAGACCGUGCACCGCUGCCUCGCUCCAUUUCUUACACAUCUCUGGGUCAAGCUCUCAUCAAUGAGCCCAAAUUGUGGCGAAAUUAUGAUGUGCAGCAAGUAAAUAAGACCGAAGAUUCCCUCGCAAGUAAUAGUGCAUAUUCACAACCAGAAAAAAUCUAUGGUGAACCAUCAAAAGUAUAUUCAGUGCCAGCAAAAAUUUAUGGUCAACCGUCGAAGGUGUAUUCUGAGCCAGCAAAGAUAUAUUCAGAACCAGCAAAAAUCUACUCGGAGCCAGCUAAAGUGUAUUCGGAGCCAGCCAAAGUAUAUGGAAAACCAGCUCAAGUUUAUGCACAACCACCCACACCCUUUCCCACUCUAACCACUAAGUCGCCAGUACAUACAUCCGUGUCACCAUCUAAGAAGAUUGUUUUCAACCUCGACAAACUUCCCUAUGAUUUACUCAACAGACCUCAAAGCACACGACCUACAUUUGCUCAUUUUGAAGUAAAUCAAGGGGGAAAUAACUUCAUACCAAGUUCAACGCCCCAAACGUUGGAGGAAUCCACAUUAACUGCAUUUGAGAUGUACGAGGGGCCAACACCCGAACGAAAUUAUGAGGUUGAUGAAGCAGUUAGCGUAAUGACAAGUGGGAGACACCAUGGAAUUCAGCCGUCACCCAGUGCCGCAACACCAAUUACAGAUGACGCCAAGAAAGUAGGUUACGUCGUGGAAGGACGAAACUUUAGAAAAUAUCGCGUAGAAGAAAAAACCGCCGAUGGAUUUAUUGUAGGAGAAUACGGGGUAGUUAGUAAUGAUGAUGGUAAUCUACGUGGUGUUAGAUACACCGCAGAUUCCAAUAUUAGUCCGAGUCUCAUUUAUAAUGCUCUUCUAAAGUUUUUGUCUCUCUAAAAUACAAAUAAGAGUAUAUUUAGAAAUAAGGUACCUACUGAAGAAGAUAAUGAAAUCAUGUCAUUUGCAUAGUUAGGGAAAAUAAAUAAAUUAAAAUAUAAAAUAUGCCAUAGUCCAACGAAUCUUUAAAUGAUUUAAAAUCUUUGAGAUAGGUAGGAACAUUAUGUAUUCACUUUGAAAGACAUUGUCGUGUAUUAUUUAGGUUAAUAAAAAAAAUCAUGCAUAAGUUAGAUAGAAUAUUUCAAUUUUUAUUUAUAAAAUACGAAAGAUUUGCAUGUUAUGGAUAUAUAAUUCAUUAUAUUGUGUGAUAAUAGGAAAUAAUUCAAUUAAUAAAUUUAUAGAAAAAGAAA
Molecule: messenger RNA, 2761 nt
Organism: Lutzomyia longipalpis
Lineage: Eukaryota; Metazoa; Arthropoda; Insecta; Diptera; Psychodidae
Exons: 2
Coding region: 687-2411 (574 amino acids)
Source: RefSeq, a predicted model, not a curated record